Molecule: messenger RNA, 1270 nt
Organism: Diuraphis noxia (Russian wheat aphid)
Lineage: Eukaryota; Metazoa; Arthropoda; Insecta; Hemiptera; Aphididae
Gene: beta4GalT7
Product: beta-1,4-galactosyltransferase 7
Biological process (GO): proteoglycan biosynthetic process; carbohydrate metabolic process
Cellular component (GO): Golgi apparatus
Molecular function (GO): xylosylprotein 4-beta-galactosyltransferase activity
Source: RefSeq, a predicted model, not a curated record
GUCAGGACUCUGGAAGACGUCUGAAAUGAUUGAAUAUUAAAUUGAAUGAAUCAAUUUAAAUUAAUUUUUUCUCUAUUAGGAAAAAUUUUUUUAAUUUACAAUGAUCGAAGAAUUAAUUACUAAAAGUUUCUAUCGGGUUAAAUGUACUUUCAGUAGAAUUGAAAUAGGACUAAUUUAAAUUUUAAAUAUAAGUGCUAAUUACAAUCAAUUAGGUAAACAAUUUUAUAAAUUCUUAUUUUGAUGGUCGUAUAUCAAUUCCAAUGUUCCUGGUUCCAUGUUACUAACAGAGUUAUGAAUGUAGUAACAUAAUCUUUAGUACAAAUUUCAUAAUCAUGAUGUUUAAAGCAAAAAUUUUAUUAAUUGGAAUCAUACUCACUUUGGUAAUCACUCUAUUAUUGUCACUGCUAUAUGUGCGAGAACUUGAGAAUGGCGGAAAUAUACGAUUACGAGAGCAGGCUUCUACUAUUUUUAAGGGCAAUAAACUUGGAGUCAUUAUACCAUUUAGAGACAGGUUUGAUGAGCUCCUAGCAUUUGUGCCACAUAUUCAUUCAUUCCUUAAAAACCAAGAUGUAAACCAUGAGAUAUUUGUCAUCAACCAAGUUGAUCAGUACCGUUUUAACAGAGGUUCAUUGAUCAAUGCUGGGUUUAAAGAAAUAAUGUCAACAUACAGCAUGAUUGAUUAUAUAGCUAUGCAUGAUGUUGAUCUAUUACCUCUUAACCCCGCACUCAACUAUCAUUAUCCUCCAACUGGCCAUGUUAACCACAUAGCUGCACCUCAUUUACAUCCACGAUACCAUUAUGCUUCAUUUGUAGGUGGUAUUCUACUUAUUACCAAAGAAGACUUUAAACAAAUUGAUGGCUUAAGUAACAAUUAUUGGGGUUGGGGACUUGAAGAUGAUGAGUUCUAUUUACGUCUUAAGGAAGCUAAGAUAGGUAUUCAUAGACCAGGAAAUUUAACAACAGGCACAUCAAGUACAUUCAGACACAAUCAUGAUCGAACUGUUAGAAAACGCGAUAUGACAAAAUGCUAUAACCAACGUGAGGUUACAAGAAAACGUGAUAGACACACUGGAUUACAUAAUGUUAACUAUUUUGUAAAAAAGAAACAUGAAUUGCUCAUAGAUGGUGUACCUACACUAGUAUUAGAUGUAGAAUUAAAAUGUAAUAAGACUUUAACACCUUGGUGCUUAUGUUCAGAGUAUGGUGUAAAAAAUACAAAAAAUUUAAAAAAGAGCAAGUAAAAUAUUAUAUUUAUAAUUCAACAAUUAAG